ACGCUCCUCAGCCUCCAAAGGGACCCUAGAGAUGUCUCCCUCUGCCAGCCUGCUGCUGCUGCUCUUGCUUGGCCUCUCUCAUGCUCUUCCUCUCCAAGAGAAUAAAGGACACCAAGAUGAUGACAAAGUCCAUGAUGGGGUCAAACAUAGACAAACACAACGUGUGGACAUCAGCACCAGGAUUCUGAGAGCCAAUAAAUUUUCUGAUGAAGAUCUGAUUGAGGGAGACCUGUUGGUUCCCAAACACAGAAAUGCCAUCAAGUGUUUCUACGCCCAAUGCCUGUGGGGAAAAGGCCCAGAUGGCUUAGUGAGGGUUCCCUACGUCAUCAGCAACGACUUCAACUAUUAUGAGAGACAGAUAAUCCAGGGCGCUGCAAAUGCCUUUGGUCGCUCUACCUGCAUCCGCUACGUCCCUCGUACCUAUGAGAGCGACUAUGUCUACAUUGUGAAUAAAGCUGGAUGCUACUCCUCUCUGGGAAAAGUGGGAGGUGUGCAGGAGCUAUCUCUCAACAGGGCUGGCUGCCUCUACACUGGAGUUGCCCAGCAUGAGAUGAACCACGCUCUGGGCUUCCAGCACGAGCAGGUCAGGAGUGACCGAGACAACUACGUCAGGAUCAACUGGCAGAACAUCACACCAGGCAGUGCUUACAACUUCUACAAAGCAGACACCAACAACCUGAACACUCCCUAUGACUACAGCUCCAUCAUGCAGUACGGAAGAGAUGCUUUCUCCAUCGGCUAUGGAAGGGACACCAUCACCCCCAUCCCCAACCCCAACGCCCCAAUCGGUCAGAGGAAUGGGUUUUCCUACUGGGACAUCCAAAGGAUCAACCUGCUGUAUCACUGCUAACAACAAAUGAAUAAAAUGUUAAAUGUUGAACUAGCAGAAUGCAUUACUGAAAAUUUUCUAAAGAUCUUAAUAAAUCUGCAGCAAACUGA
This is a messenger RNA of Nothobranchius furzeri (turquoise killifish), 939 nucleotides long. NCBI's taxonomy places the organism in Eukaryota, Metazoa, Chordata, Actinopteri, Cyprinodontiformes, Nothobranchiidae. The record is from RefSeq and is a predicted model, not a curated record.